Messenger RNA from Bipolaris maydis ATCC 48331, 2260 nucleotides. Its product is annotated as Hemimethylated DNA-binding protein YccV like-domain-containing protein. The record is from RefSeq and is a predicted model, not a curated record. Gene Ontology annotation, molecular function: protein binding; DNA binding. Lineage: Eukaryota; Fungi; Ascomycota; Dothideomycetes; Pleosporales; Pleosporaceae.
CAAUCCGGCGCCAAAGACUUGAUCACGACUUGCCGCCGUCGCCUCAAGCCCGUCACUAACAUCGCAUGGCCGCUAGAUCCUCAUCUCCUACGCCUCCAUAGUCCUCUCUACCUGCGCGCCUGUGCAGCCUUGAUUUACCCCGCGGCUCAUCAUGGCGCCUGCCUGCUUCACUAAUCUGCCGACGGAGAUUCUCGAGGCCAUAUUCCUGAAUCUGGAUCCUCACUCUCUCGUAGCAGUAUCGCAGACGAACAAGCUCAUCAAGCGACUCACAACCGAUGCGCCCAUCAUCUGGCGUCACCUCUGCAAGACGCAGUUCAAAACGUGGGAUUCUCGCCACAACAUCGCCGCAAAGUUUGCCGCGCCCUUGUCCGACGUAGACUGGCGCGCCUUGUACAUGACCAAACACACAAUUAACCGCCGUACAAAAGAGCUGCUCAAUCACAUCAUCGCCACCCAGCACGGGCGCAUACGCUGCAUCAACGACAUUGCAGACUAUGGAUACGACGCAAAAGAGACACUGCUCAAAGAAUGCGCCUGUCCAGACGAUGCCGAAGAUGUGCUGGCAAGAAGAUACUAUGCGAAUGCCGUUCUCGAGCGCAUACAUCGUGAAGUCGCCAUCAAGGUAUGGACUAGUUUGCAACAUGGAAAUGACGUGCCCAUCGAGAGAGCUCUAGGCGCAUACGAUGUGUUUGCCAGAGUUGGUGAAGAGGUUGAUGUUGAUGUCGUCGCAAACGACAUCGGCGAACUGGCUGACGGGCUGCUGCAAGAAUACCCAAACUUCCGUGACUGGAGUCCACGAGACAAGGCUUAUACCCUAGCUUCGUUCCUUCGCGAUCGCGGCUUCAACGGUGUUCCCGAUGCUUCAUACCGUGCGUUGCGGAACUCGUUCAUCGGACUGGUACUGCGCUCGGCUGCUCAUGAGUCACUUCCUCUGAUCUCCGUAGCGAUAUACUGUGCGAUAGCUCGACGCGUUGGCCUCGAUGCCCGGCCCUGUGGCUUCCUCUUUCAUGUCUACACUCUUGUGUACGCACCCAAGAACUAUGAUCUUAAUGGAAAGUAUAAGCCUACCAGCUCCAGUGAACGCGAAUACAUGUACCUGGAUCCUUUCCGCUCCACCUCAGAAGUGCGACAGGGCGACUUGCAGCGCACACUACGGAACAUGGGUGUCCCGAGUAGCGAACAUCAAAGUUUCCUGAGCGAUACUAACACAAGAGAAAUGGUUCUGCGUACAGCACGCAACAUCAUGAACUCUGUGCAAAUGAUUCGCGAAACCGAAGCUGGAAUGGGUAGUGUGCAAGCGUCAUGGAUAAACGCCAAUCCCGACAUGGACAAUGCCUUUUACGCAACCAUAUGGGCUAUGUUGCUCCUCGGUCCAAAUGAUGACACCUCCAAUAUAGGACACACCACCAUCCGGCGCCGCCAGUACCUGCCUUAUCUGCUCGAGCACUUCCAGAUGCAUUACCCGUGGGAUGUCACCCUGCUAUCGCGCUACGUUAUCCCCAUGUUCUACAAUCAACUCGAAGGGCACCGGUUGUUGUCCUUUGUGCAGAACAUGCAUCAAGUGGAUGCCAUACGUAAACCUAGGACCAUCCGUUCUGAACGUACGCGGAACGUUUCCUUCAAAGUCGGCCAGCUGUUUCAACACAAGCGGUAUGGUUACGAGGGCGUCAUUACCGGGUGGGAUGUGGUGUGUGACGCAAACGAAGACUGGAUUCAGAACACGCGCGUUGAUUCCCUACCAAAUGGCAGGAAUCAGGCCUUCUAUCACGUCCUUGUCUGCGACAAGUCAGUUCGCUACGUUGCCGCUGAGAACAUUCAACCCGUCAGUGAAGACACAUAUCCUUCAGAAGCAUUGCUGAAGCUCGCUGGACGACACUUCAAGCGCUGGGAUGACGAGCACCACUGCUUUGUAAGUAACGUGCGUGAUGAAUAUCCUCACGACUAGAAAAGCCAGAGUCUGGAGUCUGUCUUUGUGUACUAUUAGCUUGGAUUGGUGAACCUACUAAACCUAACAUUCCGACCAAGAUUGAUGCUGUAAGAUUAUUUUGAUUAUGUGUUAUACGUCCUUUUAAUUUCGAUACUCCCCUCAAAGAAACGGCAUUUUGCAAUUUGGGUUACUUCUUGUUUCUUGCUAUAAAUACCAUGUAUUUUAUUGUUCAUCCUGAGACACAGUAAACGAAAAGGAAUGCGAUGGUUUUCGUCUAGAAGAUGAAACUGAGAACAAAUAUCCCGAAAAAGCAAUGCUUAUCCGUUCUUGAAC